AUGGUAGAAGGGACCCCAGUAAAGGAUCGUGUUCUAAAGAUGAUUGGUUUUCUCAAUGAGCUAGAGAUCCUUGAAGCUGAAAUCAAUGGGGAAACCCAGGUCGAUAUCGUUCUUCAAUCUCUGCCUGACUCUUUCAAGAACUUGGAUAUUGUAUUGACUGCAGAGGAGUACAAGUAUGUGCUCAUAGAGGUAUGUUCACAGAAACCCGAUGAAGGGGCAACCGAUGAGGAAACCCAGGCUUACUGGAAGUGGAUUAAGGCUAAUGAGAUGGGGCAGUGUUACAUUUUGGCAUCUAUGUCAAAUGUUCUGCAACAUCAGCAUCAGUAUAUGUCUUCUGCAUAUGAUAUAAUGCAGAACCUCACAGAAAUGUUUAGGGAUCAAAAUCGUGCUGCUAGGCAGACUGCUAUGAAAGAACUUAUGAAUACUACUAUAGCAGAAGGGACCCCAGUAAGGGAUCAUGUUCUAAACAUGAUUGGUCUACUCAAUGAGUUAAAGAUCUUUGGAGCUGAAAUCAAUGGGGAAACUUAG
Malania oleifera is the source of this 528-nucleotide messenger RNA. RefSeq lists its product as uncharacterized. The record is from RefSeq and is a predicted model, not a curated record. Bases 1 to 528 code for a protein of 175 amino acids. Lineage: Eukaryota; Viridiplantae; Streptophyta; Magnoliopsida; Santalales; Ximeniaceae. The transcript is spliced from 2 exons.